AUGGUACACCAACUUGACGAAGGUAAAUUAAAACAUUGCCAUAGGAGUUCUUUUAAUUUCAUUGUAUUUAUUUUCGAUUCUCGAUGUACAGAUGAUGAUGAGCACGAUACAAAGUUGUCUUCCGAUGAAUCUGAAUAUUCAAGCAGCAGCUUGGGUGAUGACUCAGAUACAACCUCAUCAUCUGAGGAAAGUUCAGACGAUCGUCGAAAUGAAGAAGACGGCACUUUACGAAAUUUUAAUCGGCUACCAACUACAUCAUUUAGCGCUGAUGAUCGUGUUGAUGAAGAAUUAUUUGCUGGUCAAACCUCGGGAGUUGAUAACUAUUUUAACGAGCUACAACCAGUCAAUCAAAAGACUGUUACUACAACUCCUUCUGAUGAGGACGAAGAUAGCACGGAAACAGUUUCUGAUGAAUCAUCAGAAUCCGAUCUGGAUGGUUUAAAGAAGCAUGCUGAAGAAGAAAUUCCAGAAUGGCUUGCCGAAGUGAUUGCAAAAACAUUGAUCGCUGUUAAAACUCAUCCACCAUCAUAUCUUCGUCUUCGCUAUGAAAUUGAUGGUCCACGUCGAUCUUUUAGAGAUCCUUUGGCUAUUGAUAUAUCCAAGCUACAAAAAGAACCAUUAAGCUCUGAUCAAACAUUUUGGAUUCGAUUGUCACUUGUUGCACACAGAGAAAAUGCACCAGAUAAAACAUAUCUUCAUCCAAAUAUAUUGAAAUAUAUUUUGGAUGAUGCAAACGUUGCAAAAGUAUUAGACGACGGAACUCUUGCUGUUCGUUUGACUUCAGAUGAUAUUAAGAAAGGAAUAAAAGAAUUUCCACAUUUAUCAAUAAUUAAAAGAAAGUUUGAUACAUAUAAUCGUGAAUUAACACUAUAUAACGGAAAUACAGUUGCUAGCUACAUACGUGGUAACGAAAUAGUCACGGUGAAAGAAGCUAAAAAGAUUUAUAAAAAAUAUAAUUCGAAAGCUAGCCAAAUUGUUUAUCAAUUAUUAAUCAAACAAGGCGAGACAUUUGAUUUCACAGAUCAUGUAUGUGUAACACGUAAAAUGGAAGAAACUCAGCAAUCAACAAAACGACCAAAAGAAUCAACUGAAGAUGACGAAGAAGAAAAAGAAAUCGGUGAACGUCCAAGUCGAUCAAAAUCGAAAUUAACAAAACGAAAGAAAACGUCUCAUCCAUCAACAAUUUAA
This is a messenger RNA of Adineta steineri, 1188 nucleotides long. Lineage: Eukaryota; Metazoa; Rotifera; Eurotatoria; Adinetida; Adinetidae. The record is from the annotation of a GenBank genome assembly.